This is a messenger RNA of Nicotiana tabacum (common tobacco), 2513 nucleotides long. NCBI's taxonomy places the organism in Eukaryota, Viridiplantae, Streptophyta, Magnoliopsida, Solanales, Solanaceae. The record is from RefSeq and is a predicted model, not a curated record.
CGCAAUCAUGAAUACAACAUAUAAAACAUUACGCGAGUGCAAAUUAUAAACCGCAAUAUGUGAAUGCUACUUAGUGCUCCCAAGAAAUUAGAACAGUCUGUAUUUGUCAACUAAAUGAAAAGUACAAUAAAAGUUCGAAAUUUAUAAGUCGCCGAAGAAAUUAGAACAGUCUGUAUCCGUCAACUAAGCAAAAUGUACAAUAAAAAAUUUGAUUCCUAUUUCAUUGAAUAGCUAAACUUGGAAUGACAAUUUCCUGAGUUUCCAAUGAGAUGACAAAUAUUUAGACAUUUUUUUUAGUGUCGUAAGUGAUUUGAAGGUUUCUGUUGGUCAUUUGAGUAAUAAAAUGCUAUAGCUCUCUGAUAAGAAUAUGCAGCAAGGUACGAUUGUAGUAAUGAAGGAGAGGCAAAAGUUGGCUGAACUUCUAAGAAAUUGUUCUAAGAAUUUGAUUUUGGAUGUGGGAAAGCAAGUUCAUGGAGCUGUAUUGAGGAUGGGUUAUGCAUUUGAUUUGAUGAUAAACAAUGAUCUCAUUGGCAUGUAUGGGAAAUGCAGCAGAAUUAAAUUGGCACGCUCAGUGUUUGACAAAAUGUUUGAAAGAAAUGUGGUUUCUUGGACAGCUUUGAUGUGUGGGUAUUUACAACGGGGUAAUGCUCAUGAAUCCUUGUUACUUCUCUCUCGAAUGGUUUCUGCAAAUGUAAGACCCAAUGAAUUCACUUUAUCGACUAAUUUAAAGGCUUGUGGUUCUAUUGGUGCUCUGGAGAAUGGACGACAGAUUCAUGGGUUGUGUGGUAAAAGUGGGUUUGAAAAGUAUCCAGUUGUGGGCAAUUCAAUUAUUGAUAUGUACUCAAGAUGUGGGAAAAUUGGUGAGGCUGAAAAUAUGUUUCAUGAAAUGCCUGAAAGGAGUCUUAUAACUUGGAAUGUAAUGAUAGCAGGGUACGCGACUGGAGGAUUUGGUGAUAAGUCUUUGUUUCUGUUCAAACAAAUGCAAGAACAAGGAGAAAUGCCAGACGAGUUUACGUUUGCAAGCACAUUGAAGGCGUGCAGUGGUUUUAAGGCAGUCCGUGAAGGAAGCCAAAUUCAUGGCUUUUUGAUAACAAGGGGAUUCCUUGUUUCUAGCCAGAAAGUUAUUGCCGGCGCGCUUAUUGAUUUGUAUGUCAAAUCAGGCAACUUGUUUGAAGCGCAGAAGUUGUUUAGUCAACUUGAACAGAAAAGUGUAAUAUCAUGGACGACGCUGAUGGUAGGAAAUGCUCAAGAAGGCAAACUACCAGAAGCAAUGGACCUGUUCAAGCAGCUCAGGGAAAGUAGCAUCGAAUUCGAUGGGUUUGUGCUGUCAAGCAUGAUGGGUAUCUUUGCUGAUUUUGCUCUUGUUGAGCUUGGGAAACAAUUGCAUUGCUGUGCAGUAAAAGUACCAGCAGGUUUAGACAUAUCAGUAUUGAACUCAGUCAUUGAUAUGUAUCUCAAAUGUGGCUUAAUAGAGGAAGCUGAAGCACUUUUUGAUGGUAUGCCACAUAAAAAUGUGAUUUCCUGGACAGUUAUGAUUACAGGGUAUGGGAAGUAUGGUCUUGGCUUAGAAGCAGUUGGAUUAUUCAAGAAAAUGCAUAUGGAUAAUGUUGAGCCUGAUGAAGUUUCCUACUUAGCUCUGCUCACAGCUUGUAGUCAUUCAGGGCUAGUUCAAGAAAGUGAAGAAUACUUUUCAAAACUAUGCAAUUCUAAUCGUUUAAAACCUUCAGUGGAGCAUUAUGCUUGCAUGGUUGACAUCCUAGGUCGAGCAGGACGCUUGAAAGAAGCUAAAGUUGUGAUAGAGAACAUGCCGCUAAAACCAAAUGUCGGCAUUUGGCAGACACUGCUUAGUGCAUGUAGAGUGCACAAGAAUGUUGAAAUAGGAAGAGAAGUUGGGGAGAUUCUCUUGAAAUUAGAUGGCAAUAAUCCCGUGAAUUAUGUUUUGAUGUCAAACAUUUUUGCUGAUGCCCGCCGGUGGGAAGAAUGUGAGGGAUUAAGAGGACUGGUGAAAGCAAAAGGUUUAAAGAAAGAAGCAGGACAAAGUUGGGUGGAGAUUGACAAGAAAAUGCACUUUUUCUACAAUAGAGAUGAGACACACCCACUUACAAAAGCUAUCCAUGAGUUUUUGUAUAAGAUGGAGAAGAAAAUGAAAGAUGAAUUCGGUUACACACGAGAAGUAAGUUUUUCAUUACACGAUGUUGAAGAAGAAACGAAGGAUGAGAGCCUGAGAUUUCACAGCGAGAAAUUGGCAAUUGGUUUGGCACUGCUUUCGGGUGGGGAUGAAAUUGAGGGGAAGCCUAUUCGUGUUUUUAAAAACUUGAGAGUUUGUGGAGAUUGUCACGAGUACAUCAAGGGUUUGUCAAAGAUUUUCAAGAAAAUACUUCUAGUCAGAGAUGCCAAUAGGUUCCAUAAGUUUGAGAAUGGAGCAUGUUCCUGCAGAGACUAUUGGUGAUAGUAUAUUUGUCAUGAGUACAUCAAGGGUAUGUUCAAGCAGCUCAGGGAAAGUAGCAUCGAAU